Molecule: messenger RNA, 567 nt
Organism: Cryptococcus amylolentus CBS 6039
Lineage: Eukaryota; Fungi; Basidiomycota; Tremellomycetes; Tremellales; Cryptococcaceae
Exons: 1
Coding region: 1-567 (188 amino acids)
Source: RefSeq, a predicted model, not a curated record
AUGACAGCCUUAUUAAAGAAGGACGACACGCCCGCUCAACGCCUCGAACGACUGCUCAGCAUCAUCACCUCUGUGAUCGCCUCGUACGCUGCUACACCCAUACCAUCGCCUCUCCACCUUACAGAACUCACGCAUUUCUAUCAGCGCGCUGCGUCUCUGUCUCCCAAGAUCUCCCAUGGAGACCCAGCACCCCCAAGUCCCCCAGGCAUGCCAAGGUCGAAAUCUGUCGUUUCCUUAUCCUUCCUGACCAACCCCUUCAACGGCUCGCCGCCGAUGCCUAGAAUCCGAAACGACAGCCUCCCUCCAAGUAAGCGGCGGUCGAGUGGCAAAGAGAGCGACGUCCAAAGGCAAGGCGAAAGUGAGGAGGAAGGUCCAACAGAGAGACAGGUGGAGCAGCUGGAAAAGGAAUGGUGGACGAGCGAGAUUGUGGCAGCUUGGUAUGGCCCGAGACAAGGAUACGGGCUCAAGAGUCAAAGCCAAAAAUCCAAUGGAGGGCGAUCAGUCAAUUUCAGGACGUUGGGAAGGUUUAGACGUGAUGUGGGAUAUGUGGGUCUCGACGACGAGUAG